ACCGCCAGCGUUCAGUAAAUCGCAAAAAUGACCAACACAAAGGGAAAGAGGAGGGCCACCCGCUAUAUGUUCUCUAGACCUUUUAGAAAACAUGGAGUUGUUCCUUUGGCCACAUACAUGCGUAUGUACAAGAAAGGUGAUAUCGUAGACAUAAAGGGAAUGGGCACUGUCCAAAAAGGAAUGCCCCACAAAUGUUACCAUGGCAAAACUGGAAGAGUCUACAAUGUUACCCAGCAUGCCACUGGCGUUGUUAACAAACCAGUCAAGGGCAAGAUUCUUGCCAAGAGAAUUAAUGUCCGCAUUGAGCAUAUUAAGCACUCUAAAAGUCCAGACAGCUUCCUAAAACAGGUGAAGGAAAAUGAUCAAAAAAAAAAAAAGAAGGAAACCAAAGAGAAAGGAACUUGGGUUCAACUGAAGUGCCAGCCUGCUCCACCCAGAGAAGCACACUUUGAAAGAACCAAUGGAAAGGAACCUGAGCUGCUGGAGCCCAUUCUUUAUGAAUUCAUGGCAUGAGAAGUGUUUGUUUAAAAAUAAAGAGACUCCUGGACUAUAUAUAUAAAAAAA
Sorex fumeus (smoky shrew) is the source of this 564-nucleotide messenger RNA. Its product is annotated as 60S ribosomal protein L21-like. Bases 28 to 513 code for a protein of 161 amino acids. The transcript has a single exon. Lineage: Eukaryota; Metazoa; Chordata; Mammalia; Eulipotyphla; Soricidae. The record is from RefSeq and is a predicted model, not a curated record. Gene Ontology annotation, biological process: translation. Gene Ontology annotation, molecular function: structural constituent of ribosome. Gene Ontology annotation, cellular component: ribosome; cytosolic large ribosomal subunit.